AUGGAAAUUGAAGAUUUGGAAGAGGAAAUAAGUUCCGUAGAGAUCAUAAAUAUAAAAUCAGAUUCAACUAGCUUCAUAUUAGUGAGUACUUCUCUUUGGACAUUCGGCUAUUUUGUUAUAAGAAGACUGCUUUCAACUAAACCAGCCGAAUAUAGUUCGAGGGUAAUAAGUUUCAUACAUGGACUUGUUGGCAGUAUUGUUGGGUUAAGCCAAUGCUUUCUCAAUGAAAACCCAUUCGAGCAUCCUAGUUGGAUUACAAACGACACUCAAAAAUUACUCCUGAUCUUCAGCUUAGGAUAUUUUAUUUUCGACUUGACCUGGUGUUCUUAUUAUAAAACGGAGACUGGUCUGAUGAUUUUGCAUCAUAUUUAUUCCAUUUACACUUUAAAAGGUCUACUGGCAAAGGAAUACUCAGGUGCCCAAGCUUGCUGUUGUAUAGGAUGUAUGGAACUCACCAACCCUUUUUUACAAAUCAGAUGGUUCUUACGAUCGGAUGGAUACCACAAAACUAUAAUAUUUCUUCUUACUGAAGUAUUUUUUUUCAUUUUAUUCCUUAUUAUGAGGCUUGUUAUUGGUUCUUAUAUAUUAUUCACAGUUUUUUCUGAGAAAAAUGACGCUGAUUUUAAAAUAGCUACAGCCUUACUUUAUUUCAUAUCUCUGAUGUUCCUGAUUCAAAUGCUCAAAUAUGCAAGUCUGAAAUAUUUCUCAAUAUCACAGUUGGGCAGAUUGCCGAUUGAAUUGCCAGCUCAAGAGUUAACUUGACACAAAAUUGAAUAUGUUCGUUAUUGAUAUUAUCCACUUAUAGAAUAAUAAUGAUUCUGAAUAAAAAUCAUAU
Molecule: messenger RNA, 835 nt
Organism: Harmonia axyridis
Lineage: Eukaryota; Metazoa; Arthropoda; Insecta; Coleoptera; Coccinellidae
Product: TLC domain-containing protein 5-like
Exons: 1
Coding region: 1-762 (253 amino acids)
Cellular component (GO): membrane
Source: RefSeq, a predicted model, not a curated record